CUCUCCGCGAUUUCCAUUCCUUGUUCCAGUUUCAUUUUCGUGCUAUUUACGAUCUUGCUUGUAUUAAUUGACAGAUUUGUAUAGCAAUCUUACAGGUUAUUUCAGCAUCUGAAAUAGUAUGCAAUUUUUUUAUUUUUUUUUCUCUCUAAUAUUCUACCAAAAGUUCUUGUAUCUUUUGUGUUUCUAGCAGAAAACUUGCGACCACUGCCGAAUGGCUUUCAGCAGCCAAAGAGCCUCCACUUCUGCUCCCUCACCUUCUCAAUGCAAAUAUAAAGUGUUCUUGAGUUUUAGGGGCAUCGACACUCGCAGGGGUUUUACAGCUCAUCUAUAUGACAGGUUGUGGUUUCGCUCAGUUACAACUUUUAGGGACGACAAUGACCUUGAAAGAGUUUUUUAUGAUGUAGAUCCCUCUGAUGUACGAAAGCAAAUGGGAACUUUUGCCGAAGCCUUCAACAAACAUGAAAAGAACUUUAAAAAAGAAAAGGUUCAACGAUGGAGAGAUGCUCUUACAAAAGUUGGUAAUAUCGCUGGGUGGACUUCAAAAGAUAGAGAUGAGAGCGACCUUAUCAAAGAAAUUGUGGAAGAAGUGUGUAACAAAGUGCAUCCUACAAUAUUCACAUUGCCAGGUUCCACAACAGAGUUUGUGGGAAUUGAUUUUAGACUGAAGAAAAUAGAAUUGCUAUUAGAUCGUGAGGCAAAAGAUGUUCGCUUUAUAGGGAUAUGGGGGGAUGGUGGCACAGGUAAGACAACUACUGCAAGACUUGUUUAUGAUCGAAUUUCCCAUCACUUUGAUGUUAGCUGCUUUCUUGCUAGUGUGAGAGAGGUUUGUGCAACACAUGGGCCUGUUCAUUUACAAAAACAACUUCUUUCCCCAAUCUUGAAGCAAAAGGUGAAUGAUGUUUGGAAUGUUCAUAGUGGAUCCGAUAUGAUCAAGUAUUGUUUGAGUGAUAAAAAGGUGCUUCUGCUUAUUGAUGAUGUGGAUCAAUUAAACCAGCUGCAAAUAUUGGCUGGGAAGAAAGACUGGUUUGGUUUGGGGAGCAGAAUCAUUAUUACAACCAGAAAGGAACCUCUGUUGAUCCAACACCACAUAGAGGAACGAUAUGAGCUCUUGGGAUUACAAGACAAUGAAGAUUUUCAUCUCCGCAGAAGAGAUGAGUCUGAAGGAGAUCUUAACUUGCGAUGUGGUGUUUGUGAAAUUUUAAUCCCAUCAAAUUCAGAUGGUACUGUUGUGUCUAAGGUACAUCCUAUCUCGCUACAAGUAUCCUGUCCCUCUCAUGAGGACGACGGAACUCCUAGGUGUUGUAGCUGUGGAGGAAUAAAGCCAAGGAACACCAAAUAUCAUUUACUUAAUGAUGGUCUGCAUCAAUGUCCGGAGUGCCGGGAUUCGGCGAUUACGGAAGCUGACGAAUGCGAAGCCCUUUUCCUUGAAAUACAAAAAGUGUUUGAUUGGAAAUUUCAAGAGAAAAAUAUUCUAAUACACUUCGUCGAGGAAACAGAAUUCUUAAAAGUGAGUAAGGCCGCUGUGGGAGAAAAGUAUCUAGCAUCCAGUUUUACUACCAACACCAAGAGGUCUUAUUUUUUCAGCUUGAAGCGCCCUGAAGUAACAGCAAUUACGAUACUGAGUGGUCUUCCUAGGCCGACGACAGGGGUCAUUAUGGCUCGGACUAUGAUGCGAGCAUGGCUAGAGGUUAAAUGUUAUCGAAUUCGAAAUAUGAACCCACAGGUUAAAAUUGAUAUGGGCCACGUGUUGGCCCAUAUGUGGCUGGAAUUUGUGAUGAAUUCUGGGUCAGACUUUGAGAAGAAGCUUGGUAACUUUUAUCAACGCCGAAUUGAGUCAGAUAGUGGAGAAGGGUUCAGCUUAGGUAGAAAUGCAGUACUCAAGCAUGGUCUAAGACAGACCCUUGACCAUAUUGCGAUGACAGGAAGCCUUCCACUUGUGGAUUGAUAUUAACAAAUCCUAUUAAUGUCAAUCAACAUUUAUGCAGAACUAAAGUUGUUUGUAUCUUGAAAUGCAUGUUAUUGAUGAGACGCCCAUUUCCAAAAGGUUUGAACUAAUAUAUUUUUCUUUAGGGUAAUGUCUUGGGGUGGUACCAUAGCAGACAAUUUCAAUGUACCCCAGUGUAAUCUGUACGAGUCCUGUAGUGGG
Molecule: messenger RNA, 2146 nt
Organism: Prunus avium (sweet cherry)
Lineage: Eukaryota; Viridiplantae; Streptophyta; Magnoliopsida; Rosales; Rosaceae
Source: RefSeq, a predicted model, not a curated record